AAUAAAUAAAAAGAAAAGAUAAUUUUCAAUAUUUACCAGCGGGCGUCUAUAAAUAGAGGAUUACAAAUGCAGUUUAAGAGAUAAUUUCCACAAAAGCCACUUUAUCACAAAUGUUCUUAAAACGAACCUAAUCAAAUAAAUGAAACUGUGAAUUCCCUCGAAUUAAGCAAUUUCUAGACUGCAUCUUCAGUUAUAUAAAGUCUACUUUCUCUGUGUGUUUAUCACUUGAGUCAACAAUCCAAGUGAAAAAAGAACCUAUAAAUUUUUUGCUGAGAUGCUCAUGAUGUGAUAUUUGCCAAGUGCUGCGCCCAGUCAGCCGAUCUGCCAUAAAAAAAAACAGGUUAACGCCGGCGAAAAUGUUCUACCCAACUUGCUAAACAGAAACGUCAACUAGCAACGCUGACAGAUAUCGAUAAAACCACCAUAUUCGAUAGCUCGCAAUGCAUCUGAGCAAUGAACCGGAAAUGAAUGAUUAUUCGCAUCAGAACAGUAUCACCAUUGAUUUGACGGCCGCCAAGAACUGCAGUACUUCCUCCACGGAUUCGGGUGUUAUUUUAAACGAUAAUGCGGCUGUAUUUCGGCGGGACAAAGAGACCAAAGAUAAGGCAGAAAAGCAUGGCGACCCGGAAGCGCCUGGAGCCCAAGCUGAUACACCAUCGGAUGCCAAGCGUAUCAGCAUAGAGCACACUGUAAAUAUCACCCAGAGUGCCACCAAAAAGUCGUCACCCACGGUGUCCGUUCGAAGCACCACCAUCUCGAUUGUUUCCAUCGACGAGAAUGCCCCCGAUUCCAGUUGCAUCGAUAGUGACUCGGAGGCGGAUGCCGAGGACUAUACGAUUCAGAAACUGGGCCACCAGGUCAGCUACCCGCCCAACAGUUCCCACCUGCGCGACCUCAACCAAGGACUCACAGUGAUCGCCCGCCAGGUGGCGCCUAGUCAGGCGGAAGUGCCACCCCCAACGCCCUGCGCAGCCGGAGCCGUGGCCAAGCAAAUUCUUAACGGGAAUCUGGCCCUGGCCACGCCCACAGCUCCGCCGGGCGGAGGUGCUACCCAGGGCAUUGGAAGUAUUGCGCUUACCAAUUCCACGGACGUUACCUUUGGGGAUAAGCAUUUCUACGAGGGACCCGUGACGAUACAACAGUUUCUUAUCGAUAACCGUGAUAAGUGGAAAUCGGGGGACGGCUCUGGAGGUGGACAGGAUAAUCCAGGCUUCAAUGGCGGAACUACAGCAAAUGGUAGUGCUACGGGUUCUAAGCUGGACGAUCCACAGACGCCACCCCUUUGUCCUUUUCUGCCCAAUACCGUUGGUCGCAAGGCCGUCACAAUAACAGUGGUCUUUGUGCUACUUACCACUGUGCUGGGCAUCGUUCUGGCCACAACCACAAAUCUCUUCGGAAAAACACUGAACCAAAGUAAGCUCGGCGACGUCGACGAUUCCAGACAAAAUAUUCCAAUCAAUUCAACAAUAGAUAUGGACAAUAUAGGUGGCGGUUUGAUUCUGAGAUUCGUGGAGCGCCAACAGUGGCUCGCCCAGCCGCCGCAGAAGAAGCUGCCAGACCUUCAGUUGCCCGUCGGAUUGGUGAUCGUCCUGCCAACGAACACGGACAACUGCACCACCCAGGCGGCUUGCGUUUUCCGAGUGCGACUCCGGCAAACCUUUGACAUAGAAUCCUUGCAGGAGGACGACAUAGCCUUUAAUUUCCUGAUCGGCGCCGAUGGAAACGUCUACGUGGGCAGGGGCUGGGAUCAAGUGGGUGCCCACAUGACCGGCUAUAACUCCCGAAGUCUUAGUCUGGCCUAUAUCGGAUCUUUCCAGACCCAGAAGCCGUCGGACAAGCAGCUAAGUGUCACCCAUCUGCUGCUGCAAAGGGGCGUGAAGCUGGGCAAGAUUUCUCCCAACUACAAACUGACGGCGGCCAGCAAAUUGGAGCCCAGUCUUACCCAAUACAAGGCGGAUGCCCUCUACCAUAGCUUCGGCAACUGGUCCCAUUGGUCGUGAACUAGUUAAGAUUUAUACUAAAAUCAUAUUGAUAUUAUUGUAUAGUAUAGUUUUGUCUUCCCUUUAAUGUGUGGCAUAUUUGAUUUAGCUAGAAAUACGAUUUGUUUUGAAAAAAAAAAAUGUGAUAUUAAAUGAAGCGAAAAGAUUAA
Drosophila bipectinata is the source of this 2149-nucleotide messenger RNA. RefSeq names its product Peptidoglycan recognition protein LC (gene PGRP-LC). Gene Ontology annotation, biological process: peptidoglycan catabolic process. The record is from RefSeq and is a predicted model, not a curated record. Gene Ontology annotation, molecular function: zinc ion binding; N-acetylmuramoyl-L-alanine amidase activity. Lineage: Eukaryota; Metazoa; Arthropoda; Insecta; Diptera; Drosophilidae.